Hyphopichia burtonii NRRL Y-1933 is the source of this 1142-nucleotide messenger RNA. Its product is annotated as nucleotide diphosphatase. NCBI's taxonomy places the organism in Eukaryota, Fungi, Ascomycota, Pichiomycetes, Serinales, Debaryomycetaceae. Bases 501 to 1142 code for a protein of 213 amino acids. The record is from RefSeq and is a predicted model, not a curated record. Gene Ontology annotation, molecular function: nucleoside triphosphate diphosphatase activity. The transcript has a single exon.
UUUAAUGCCUUGUCUUUUGUGUAUCAAGAACUAUAAAAUUAUAUCAUUACUCUAAGCUAUAAUUCAUAAUGAUCAAGUUUCUCGAACGGACCCUAUAAUAUACUGGUACCGGGGCCUGACUAGCUGCUCACUGUGAUACUUUCUGUCAUGAAUUAGGUGCCGUACAUUGUUCGUGGCCAUAGAGACAAUGGUGCUUGGAACUGGGAUACAUAAGAUAACUCACGAAUAGAUUAUCAAUUGCUGCAAUAACAAAUCUGUAGUUAUAUAUUCCUGAAAGAUUCGAUAUGGGAUCACUGUUAGAAAAGUAAAUAUCGUAGAGCAUAUUGAUAAUCAAGAUUAGCCUAGAUAUCAAUAGAAUCAGCUAAAGGGCAGAAGACUGGCCCUCUGACUGAACGACGGUUGCAAAAGCUUUCUUCCACCCGUACACCAGAUUUAAUUUGAGAAGAAAUCAAAUCAAAAAGUUGAGUAAUUAAAACCGUAUCCACCUUUAUUUAUCCAAUAUGUUUAACCCGCCCUUAUACGAACGAUUGUUCUCUCGGUCCCAGUUUGUCCUUGCGCUGACAUCGCCCCGCAGAAAACAGAUUCUUCUAACCAAUCUUGGAAUCCCCGAGGAGAAGAUCUUGGUGAUUGGAUCAAACUUUGAAGAAAACUUACAGAAAACCGAUGUUAGCGCCAGUGAGUAUGUAAGCUUGACGGCAAAGCAUAAAGCGCAAGCGGUGAUUGACCAAUUGAAGACCGGACGCUAUGUUGUUAUGAGUUCCGAUACCGUAGUACUAUGUGGAGACGAAAUACUCGAGAAACCAUCGACCCCCAAAGUCCAAUUGGAAUGGCUUAAGAAGUAUCGCCAGGUGGGCCAACUAUCGGUUCUUACCAGUGUUCAUUUUUUCCUAGUCAGCCAAGGAACAGUGACCAAUAGUGUGAAUGAUACCGAGGUGACCCAUUUGAAGUUCAACGAGUCACUAGAUGAUGCUUUUUUGCAAAGCUAUGUAUCUCUGGGAGAAGCUCUUGAGGCCGCUGGAGGAUUCAAAUACCAGGAAAAGGGCAGCUUGCUCUUCAAGGGCAUGGAAGGCGACUAUUUCAAUGUUGUUGGCUUACCGGUUGCCAAAACCUUGAAGUUGAUGGAUGAUUUGGUUCCUGUAUGA